Molecule: messenger RNA, 1275 nt
Organism: Nerophis lumbriciformis (worm pipefish)
Lineage: Eukaryota; Metazoa; Chordata; Actinopteri; Syngnathiformes; Syngnathidae
Gene: dram1
Product: DNA-damage regulated autophagy modulator 1
Biological process (GO): regulation of autophagy
Cellular component (GO): lysosome
Source: RefSeq, a predicted model, not a curated record
ACGCCUCCACAACUGUACAUGUCACGUGACUGGGGAAGAAACAAGACACUUCUCUCAGCAAGCACAAUAAGGUCAGGCCAGGACGCGUGUCAGAGUGUUGCGUGGACUGUGUGGAAGCGGUGUGACAUGUGGUGGUUCAUGCAAGGUCUAUGCUUCUUGCCCGUCUUCUUGGUGGUGUGGUCCUCCAGCACCUUCAUCGUGUCCUACAUUAUCGCGGUCUUCAGGCGCGACGUGGACGUGUUGUUCCCCUACAUCAGUGACACAGCUGCAAACCCCCCAGAGAGCUGCUUAUUCGGCUUGAUGACAUUUGUUUCAGCAUGUGCAGGCACGGCCACAAUCUACGCCAGGUUCAAGUAUGUGGAGAAGCUGAGUGAGGAAACCAGGGUGGUGAGUCCAUGUCUGAAUAGGACAACACAGGUGCUGGGAAUGCUCUCCUGCUUGGGAAUGUGUGUCGUGGCCACGUUCCAAGAGACGGCAGUGAUGGUGGUCCACGGCCUAGGAGCCUUGCUCUUCUUCGUUUCGGGCGUCCUCUACAUCAUCCUCCAGUGUGUCGUUUCUUAUAGCGCCUAUCCGUACGGCUCCUCCAUGAUUGUGUGUCGAGUACGGUUGGCUGUGGCCGUCAUCGCCUCUUUGGCCUUCUUCCCAACUGUCGUUUGUGCCUUUUUCGUGAAACAAACGGACCUGCACAGGGACACAGGAGGCAAGGAUUAUCCCUUCCAUGUGGCCAGCGCCGUCUGCGAGUGGAUUGUGGCCUUCAGCUUCGUCUGCUUCUUCCUCACCUACAUCGAUGACUUCAAACGGUUCAGGUUGAGUGUGAGGACCACGCUGGAAUCUUGAUGGCCUCUUUUCAAAGCGUUUGCACACAAGACCUCAUGAUCUUCACCAUUUUCUGUACGACAGCCACUUCCUGAAUCAUUUCCCACGCUGCUGCGCCGACGGCCACCCACACUCUAGUGACUCGUGUACUUUGCCUCACUCUUACGACAUCAGCAGCGUGACACUUCUCGUCAAACACGAGAAGUUCUCCGGUGGUCACAUGACAUGUGAGCGUGUGACACCUUUUUCACAUUUCACCGACUACUUUGUACGCACACUGUAGUUACUGUAGAUUUUAAUGACUGAAUUUGUUAAGUGAUCAGUGUUGGUGGCGUCACUAAAUAAAGGGACAACGUAAAAUAAAUAUUUUAAUUGUAACUGCACUGUUCUGUUUAUGGCAUAUUGGGCCCAUAGCCAAACCCUCACAAUAAAAACCCUUUUUACAUGUUUUAAAAAAAA